GUGGCGGGAGAGGCAUUGAAUCCAAGGAAUGACAGGGGCGGCACCCUUUACGUCGUGGGCACGCCCAUCGGCAACCUUGAAGACUUGUCGCCAAGGGCGGCACGGGUGUUUCGCGAGGUCGCGUUGGUGGCCGCCGAGGACACCAGGGUUACCAGGCGUCUGCUGAACCACCUGGGCGCGCGUCCGCGGCUGCUCAGCUUCAACGAGCACAACUGGCGGGAGCGACUUGAGCCAGUUUUUCGGGCGCUGGAGGAAGGCGACGUUGCGUUGGUAUCGGACGCCGGCAUGCCUGGCGUGAGCGACCCCGGCAGAGAGCUGGUGGCCGAAGCGGCAGUGCGCGGUGUGCGGAUCGAGUCUGUUCCUGGGCCAUCGGCGGUGACCACCGCACUGGCAGUAUCGGGACUUCCAGCCGAUGCUUUUCUGUUUCUCGGCUUUCUGCCACGCCGUCGUCGGGAGCGACAGGAGCGGUUGCGGGAGGCGGCCACCUACCCGCUCACGGUGACCCUGUUUGAGGCGCCCCACCGGGUGCGGGCGACGCUGGAGGACAUAGCGCUCGUAUUGGGCGAACGGCCAUUGGCAGUAUGCCGCGAAUUGACCAAGCUGCACGAGGAGGUGUUUCGUGGCACUGCAAGCGAGGCGCUGGAGCAUUUCGCGUCGCCACGCGGCGAGUUCGCGGUGGUGAUAGCGGGGGCGGGCCCGGACCAAGCCUCUGAGCGCGACCUUGAUAGCGAGGACAGUGAUGUUCGCCGCUUUCUCCUGGACCGCAUUGCCGGCGGAGUUCGGGGCCGCGAAGCGGUCGCCGACGCAUCUGCGAGCUUCAACAUUCCGAAGAACCGUGCUUACAGACUCUGGCUGGAGAUUCGUGAAAAGGGAGAGAGUCAAGGGGACUGA
Messenger RNA from Geodia barretti, 891 nucleotides. The record is from the annotation of a GenBank genome assembly. Lineage: Eukaryota; Metazoa; Porifera; Demospongiae; Tetractinellida; Geodiidae.